Molecule: messenger RNA, 468 nt
Organism: Striga hermonthica
Lineage: Eukaryota; Viridiplantae; Streptophyta; Magnoliopsida; Lamiales; Orobanchaceae
Source: the annotation of a GenBank genome assembly
AUGGCACAUUCUACUCUUCAUUCCUUGUUGCCAAUAGCCACCAUUUUUCUCUUUAUCCCAUUCAACUCAGGCGACACUCAGUCGUUGAUCGGUCAGAUAUGCAGGCAAACAUCUGAUUCCAGCUUCUGCCGGAGUUUCUUCAACCAACACUUGUACACACCCAACACCGACAUCAAGGGUUUGGCCCAAAUAGCCGUCACACAAACCUUAAUAUACGCGACCAAUACCAAGAUAUUCAUACUAAAGGCCAUAGAAUCGGAAAAGGAUCCGGAGUUAAAAAGUUUCUACACAAUUUGUAAGGAGGGUUACGGGAACCUAGUGAAUGAAUUCACGAGUGCUAAUUUCGAUUUUGGGAAAGGGGAUUAUGAUUGCAUGGUUUUUCACGUCAGAAAUUGUGAGAGGUUUGUGACUGAUUGCCAAAAUGUUCUAGGCAAUAGAGCGCGACAAUUGGGGCCACAAUUCUCAUAA